Trichechus manatus latirostris (Florida manatee) is the source of this 4573-nucleotide messenger RNA. RefSeq names its product itchy E3 ubiquitin protein ligase (gene ITCH). Lineage: Eukaryota; Metazoa; Chordata; Mammalia; Sirenia; Trichechidae. Gene Ontology annotation, cellular component: cytoplasm. Gene Ontology annotation, biological process: protein K63-linked ubiquitination; proteasome-mediated ubiquitin-dependent protein catabolic process; protein K29-linked ubiquitination. The record is from RefSeq and is a predicted model, not a curated record. Bases 204 to 2789 code for a protein of 861 amino acids. The transcript has 25 exons. Gene Ontology annotation, molecular function: ubiquitin protein ligase activity; protein binding.
GCCUGCGCGUUGGCCGCCAACUCGCUCUGGUGGCUGUGGUCGGGGCUCGGGACCGGCUGCCAUCUUAGUCGAGGGAUUGAGGAAUCGCCGCCGCUCCGAGUCCCGGUAACAUGCAUUUAACAGUGGCCUUCUGGAGACAACACCUUAACCCAAAGAAGUGACUCGAAGAGUGGGAGCUUCAGGUUUGACAUCCUGUUGGUGGUAUGUCUGAUAGUGGAUCACAACUUGGUUCAAUGGGUAGCCUGAGCAUGAAAUCACAACUUCAGAUCACCGUCAUCUCAGCAAAACUCAAAGAAAAAAAGAAUUGGUUUGGACCAAGUCCUUAUGUGGAAGUCACAGUUGAUGGACAGUCAAAGAAGACAGAAAAAUGCAACAAUACGAACAGUCCCAAAUGGAAGCAGCCCCUUACAGUUAUCGUCACCCCUAUGAGUAAAUUACAUUUUCGUGUGUGGAGUCACCAGACACUGAAAUCUGAUGUUUUGUUGGGAACUGCUACAUUAGAUAUUUAUGAAAUGUUAAAAUCAAACAAUAUGAAACUUGAAGAAGUGGUUGUGACUUUGCAGCUUGUAGGUGACAAAGAGCCAGCAGAGAUAAUAGGAGACUUGUCCAUUUGUCUUGAUGGGCUGCAGUUAGAGUCUGAAGUUGUUAUUAAUGGUGAAACUACAUGCUCAGAAAGUGCUUCACAGAAUGAUGAUGGCUCCAGGCCCAAGGAUGAAACAAGAGCAAACACAAAUGGAUCAGAUGACCCUGAGGAUGCAGGGUCUGGUGAAAAUAGAAGGGUCAAUGGAAAUAAUUCUCCAUCACUCUCAAAUGGCGGUUUUAAACCUUCUAGGCCUCCAAGACCUUCACGACCACCUCCACCUACCCCACGUAGACCAGCAUCUGUCAACGGUUCGCCAUCUGCCACUUCAGAAAGUGACGGAUCUAGUACAGGCUCUCUGCCACCAACAAAUACAAAUGCAAAUACAUCUGAAGGCGCUACAUCUGGAUUAAUAAUUCCUCUUACUAUAUCUGGAGGUGCAGGCCCUAGGCCCUUAAAUCCUGUCGCUCAAGCUCCCCUACCACCUGGUUGGGAGCAGAGAGUGGACCAGCAUGGGCGAGUCUACUAUGUAGAUCAUGUUGAAAAACGAACAACAUGGGAUAGACCAGAACCUCUACCUCCGGGUUGGGAGCGGCGGGUUGACAACAUGGGACGUAUUUAUUAUGUUGACCAUUUCACAAGAACAACAACAUGGCAGAGGCCUACAUUGGAAUCUGUCCGUAACUAUGAACAGUGGCAGCUACAACGAAGUCAACUUCAAGGAGCAAUGCAGCAGUUUAACCAGAGAUUCAUUUAUGGGAAUCAGGAUUUGUUCGCUACAUCACAAAGUAAAGAAUUUGAUCCCCUUGGUCCAUUGCCAUCUGGAUGGGAGAAGAGAACGGACAGCAAUGGCAGAGUAUAUUUUGUCAACCACAACACUCGUAUUACACAGUGGGAAGAUCCCAGAAGUCAAGGCCAGUUAAAUGAAAAGCCCUUACCAGAAGGCUGGGAAAUGAGAUUCACUGUGGAUGGAAUUUCAUAUUUUGUGGACCACAAUAGAAGAACAACCACCUAUAUAGAUCCCCGCACAGGAAAAUCUGCCCUAGACAAUGGACCCCAGAUUGCCUAUGUUCGGGACUUCAAGGCAAAGGUUCAGUAUUUCCGGUUCUGGUGUCAGCAACUGGCCAUGCCUCAGCACAUAAAGAUUACAGUGACAAGAAAAACAUUGUUUGAGGAUUCCUUUCAGCAGAUAAUGAGCUUCAGUCCUCAAGAUCUGCGAAGACGUUUGUGGGUGAUUUUUCUAGGAGAAGAAGGUUUAGAUUAUGGAGGUGUAGCAAGAGAAUGGUUCUUUCUUUUGUCACAUGAGGUGUUGAACCCAAUGUAUUGCCUGUUUGAAUAUGCAGGGAAGGAUAACUAUUGCUUGCAGAUAAACCCUGCCUCUUACAUCAAUCCAGAUCACCUGAAAUAUUUUCGUUUUAUUGGCAGGUUUAUUGCCAUGGCUCUGUUCCAUGGGAAAUUCAUAGACACGGGUUUUUCUUUGCCAUUCUACAAGCGUAUCUUGAACAAACCAGUCGGACUCAAGGAUUUAGAAUCUAUUGAUCCAGAAUUUUACAAUUCUCUCAUCUGGGUAAAAGAAAACAAUAUUGAAGAAUGUGGUUUGGAAAUGUACUUCUCAGUCGAUAAGGAAAUUCUUGGUGAAAUUAAGAGUCAUGAUUUGAAACCCAAUGGCGGCAAUAUUCUUGUAACAGAAGAAAAUAAAGAGGAAUACAUCAGAAUGGUAGCUGAGUGGAGGUUGUCUCGAGGCGUUGAAGAACAGACACAAGCUUUCUUUGAGGGCUUUAAUGAAAUACUUCCCCAGCAGUAUUUGCAAUACUUUGAUGCAAAGGAAUUAGAGGUCCUUUUAUGUGGAAUGCAAGAGAUUGAUUUAAAUGACUGGCAAAGACAUGCCAUCUACCGUCAUUACACUAGGACAAGCAAGCAAAUCAUGUGGUUUUGGCAGUUUGUUAAAGAAAUUGAUAAUGAGAAGAGAAUGAGACUUCUGCAGUUUGUAACUGGAACCUGCCGACUGCCAGUUGGAGGAUUUGCUGACCUCAUGGGGAGCAAUGGACCACAGAAGUUUUGCAUUGAAAAAGUUGGGAAAGAAAAUUGGUUACCCAGAAGUCAUACCUGUUUUAACCGCCUGGACCUGCCACCCUAUAAGAGUUAUGAGCAACUGAAGGAAAAGCUGUUGUUUGCCAUCGAAGAAACAGGAGGAUUUGGACAAGAAUAGCUUCUGAGAAUUUGCACCACCGGAGGACAAGAAUGCAUUUAUAAUGUUUGUCCUUUUCCCUCUCUGCCUGUUACACAUCUUGUUGUAAAUUGGACUGUGACUGUUUAGAGAGUUAUCUGUGUGUAAGUAAAUUAAUGUUAUCAUUGAGAUUUAUCUCCCAGUGAUUCUGGAUUUCUACUCAGCGUUUCCAGAAAUCAGAUCUGCAAACGACUAGUCAAAACCUUACUUAACUUGAGAUUUAACACAGCAAUGAAAUCUGCCUUGUCUUAUUCCACUACAUUGUUUCCUUAACAACAGUUUUAUAUAUAUGUGUGUGAAAAGUCUCAACUUUGGGAGUAGGUUUUUUAAAGAUUCUGCAGAUAAACGGGAAGUCCCUUGGUAACUGCGAUAUGCAAGAUGUUCAUAUUAAGCAUCUUGGUAAGAGGUAUUUGUUAAAAAUGAAGCUUAACCCAGCUUUUGGGGACCAUGAGCAGACUUCUGUCUUGUGCUGUCCCUCUCACUUCAGCCUGGCCUGACUGUUGUUUUUCCUUUCUGGAGGUUGAAUCCAUGCAUCUUUUGGUGUUAUACUUGGAAGUGAUGCAGGACUCUUGGCAUCUCUCUACAAAGCAGCUUUGUCAGUUUGAAUUCAGGGAGAAGUUGGUCCCAGCCUGCAAUUGACUUCAUACCUCUCUUCAUUUGGAAAAUUUGAUUAUUUUAAUUGCCUUGCAAACACUAAUCUUUACAAACAAUAUUAACACUUUGGUUCCUUCACUGUUGUUCAUAAAAGUUAACCUAGAAUUGGAAUAAUUUAGCUGAGUUCAUAUAAAGCCAUCAGUGAAGAUUUGUGUUUGGGAAAAGUUUGCAUCUUUAUAGUUUUAUCAUAAUCCACCAGCUUCAGUUAUAUUUAAUUAUUACCAAGCAGUUGAAGUUGUAACCAGAGUGCUUUCUAGUCCAAAUAGAGGUCAAUGAAACAUCUUCUGAAAUUACAUUUUAAUUUGGGAGAGCUGUGGUACUAACCAAAAAGGAGGCGUCACCAUCUAGUAACCACAGAAAUGUAUUCUCUCUCUGUGAAUUAAGUCUUUGAAUUUAUCAUUUCUCUGACAUAUGUUAAAGUAAUUAUUUCCAUUCUUUACAUUAUCCUGAAUAGGAUUAACAUCCUUCACCUGCAAUAUUCUUUUCACCCUUGAAAAUUUAGGUUUUCCUUUUUCCCCCAUUACUGUUUAAUUUUAGACUGCUCCUUUAGUAGCCGAUUAAUGCACUUUGAACUUCUCUGUACUUCAUUUCUUUUAACUUGGCCUAACUUAGACUCUUUUGAGAUGGCUGCUAUCAUAGAUUUUACUUUAUGGACAGUGGGAUGAAGCCUAAGCCACCUGAGUUUAGUUGUCAUAGCUGAACUGUGGCGACAGCCUCAUAACUCAUGAAACAGGGACUUUCACAGAUUUUAGUAGUGUAGCACAAAGGAGUAGCAUUGAGUCAAGAGUAAGCAGAGACUAAUAAACCCCUGUUCCAUAUGGGAAGUAAUGUCUUUUUGUCCCCAUUUAAAUCCUGAAACAACAACAAAAACUUUUUUUUUUUAUCUUGUGUAUCUGUACUCUAAGACACUGCCAUAAUAAAGCAGAGACUUAGGUGAGUAAAAGGGAUGCCUCAUCCAGAGGUUGUUAGUGUAAAGGAGGAGAUUAGGCUCUACCCAACUCUGUUUUAUUUUUAUUCCAUAUGCCCCAGGAAAUGUAGUGUGGUUUCCAAAAGCCCUAGUAGUUUUCAAAGUAGGAACUCUCUGCCUUUUUAUUGGUAGGGAGAAAAAAAAA